Messenger RNA from Arabidopsis arenosa, 1210 nucleotides. NCBI's taxonomy places the organism in Eukaryota, Viridiplantae, Streptophyta, Magnoliopsida, Brassicales, Brassicaceae. The record is from the annotation of a GenBank genome assembly.
AAAAAAAAAAAGAAGAGUAAGAAGAAGAAGAAGAAGAUGGAAGCAACGAACGAUCGUGCAAGUGAGGUAAAAGCUUUCGACGAGAUGAAGAUCGGCGUCAAGGGUCUCGUCGACGCCGGAGUUACUCAGAUCCCACGUAUCUUCCAUCACCCACAUCUCAAUUUAACCGACUCAAAUCUACUUCUUUCCUCUACAACGAUGGUUAUCCCAACAAUCGAUCUCAAAGGAGGCGUGUUCAACGAGUCCACAGUCACGCGAAAGAACGUGAUCGCGAUGAUCAGAGACGCGGUUGAGAAGUUCGGGUUUUUCCAGGUGAUCAACCAUGGGAUUCCUAUUGAUGUUAUGGAGAAGAUGAAAGAUGGGAUUCGUGGGUUUCAUGAGCAAGACUCAGACGUGAGGAAAAAGUUUUAUACUCGUGACAUCACCAAAAAGGUUAAGUAUAACAGUAAUUUCGAUCUCUAUAGCUCACCUUCAGCUAAUUGGAGAGAUACCUUGAGUUGUUUUAUGUCCCCUGAUGUUCCUAAAACAGAGGACUUACCAGAUAUUUGUGGGGAAAUUAUGUUGGAGUAUUCGAAACGAGUGAUGAAACUAGGGGAACUAAUCUUUGAGCUUUUAUCUGAAGCUUUAGGGUUGGAUCCUAACCACUUAAAAGAAAUGGAUUGCACAAAAGGUUUAUUGAUGCUUUCUCAUUAUUACCCGCCUUGUCCUGAGCCUGAUCUUACUUUCGGUACAAGUCAGCAUUCAGACAGAUCUUUUCUAACUAUUCUUCUUCAAGAUCACAUUGGUGGGCUACAAGUUCUUCAGAAUGGUUAUUGGGUCGAUGUUCCUCCUGUUCCAGGAGCUCUUCUCCUUAUGACGAAUGACAAGUUUUUGAGCGUGGAGCAUAGAGUUUUGGCUAAUAGAGGGGAAGAACCGCGGAUCUCAGUCGCAUCUUUCUUUGUGCAUCCUUUACCGAGUUUGCGAGUUUAUGGACCGAUAAAAAAGCUUUUGUCUGAGCAAAACCUUCCCAAGUAUAGAGACACUACCGUCAGUGAGUACACAAACCAUUACAUGGCGAGAGGGCUCGAUGGGAAGUCUGUGUUGCUUGAUUUCAAGAUCUGAUAAGAAGAACUGACAUAUCUUUGCUCUUCUACGGGCUUUCACUUGAUUGUUCCGUACGUUAUGAAAGAAAGUUUAUCGCCCACAUCGGUAAUAAUCCAAAUUAAUAUUG